AUGCGGGACUUUGUUCAAAGAGUAGUGGAGACACUCGGUGUGGAUGAGAACAAAGAUCGCGUGGCUGUGGUCCAGUACAGUAGAGAUCCAGCCGCCCAAUUCUAUCUGAACACAUACACAACAAAAGGAGAGAUUCUCAACACUGUAAGAGGUCUGAGACACAAAGGUGGGAGACCUCUCAACACUGGAGCAGCUCUCCAGUACGUGAGAGACAAUGUCUUGACUGCCUCCUCCGGAAGUCGACGCACUGAAGGUGUUCCACAGUUACUGAUUCUGCUGAGUGGUGGAAGGUCCUUUGACAAUGUUGACACUCCAGCUGCUGCUCUGAAGGAGCUUGGGGUCUUGAUCUUUGGAAUUGGAACAAGGAGCUCUGAUAGCAGAGAAUUGCAGAGGAUAUCACAUGAUCCCAGUUACGCUCUGUCUGUCUCUGACUUCACUGACCUUCCAAACAUCCAGCAGCAACUUCUGUCCUCGGUGGAGUCAGUUGUUAUUGACGUUACGCCAGAAUCGACAACAGAUUUAGUUGAUCAUGACACCUCCAGAAAGGAUGUGGUAUUCCUUGUGGAUGGUUCUGAUGGCACAAGGAAUGGAUUCCCAGCAAUGCGUGAUUUUGUUCAGAGAGUAGUGGGGAAACUCAAUGUGGGAGGAGACAAAGACCGCGUUUCUGUUGUCCAGUACGGUAGAGAUCAAGAAGUUCAUUUCUAUCUGAACACAUACACCACAAAGGAGGACAUUCUUAACACUGUGAGAAGUCUGAGGCACAGAGGAGGUAGACCCCUUAACACUGGGGCAGCCCUCCAAUACGUAAGGGACAACGUCCUUACUGCCUCCUCUGGAAGCAGAAGCCAAGAGGGCGUCCCUCAGAUGCUGAUACUGCUGAGUGGGGGAAGGUCCAGUGAUAAUGUUGACAUACCAGCUUCUGCCCUGAAAGACAGUGGGGUCUUGAUCUUUGGCAUUGGAACCAGAAAUUCCAGCAGAGAGGUUCAAGGGAUUGCCACUGAUCCUAGUUUUUCCCAGUCUGUUUCUGAAUUCACUGACCUCCCCAGCAUCCAGGAGCAGUUUUUCUCCACACUCAUAACUGUACAAGUUGAGGCCACACCCAAAACCCCAACAGUCAUAGGUAAGAACGGAUGCGUUAUCUAGGACAACUAAA
This is a messenger RNA of Oncorhynchus nerka (sockeye salmon), 1153 nucleotides long. Its product is annotated as collagen alpha-3(VI) chain-like. NCBI's taxonomy places the organism in Eukaryota, Metazoa, Chordata, Actinopteri, Salmoniformes, Salmonidae. The record is from RefSeq and is a predicted model, not a curated record. The coding region runs from base 1 to 1143 and encodes 380 amino acids. The transcript has 2 exons.